AUGGUCGGCUCAAUCGUGCGCAACCUCUUCUCCCCGGCGACCCGUCGUCUGGCCGCCAUCCGACCGUCCAUCCUGACGAUGACGAAUCCCCUGACCACAUCCUCCUCCUCCUCUUCCAUCAUCGCCAACGCCAACGUCAGCGCCAAAGCCUUCUCGACCACCGUACCCCGUCCCGCGACUCUCAACCAGGUCCUCCGGGGAUGCCGCAAGGGCAAGCGCGCUCGCCACGCCACCUCCCCGGCCCUGGCGGGCGCCAACUCCCCGUCCAUGAAGGGCGUGUGCCUGCGCGUCGGCGUCGUCCGUCCCAAGAAGCCCAACUCCGGAGAGCGCAAGAUCGCCCGUGUCAAGCUCUCGUCCGGGACCCACGUGACCGCCUACAUCCCCGGCGAGGGUCACAAUAUCCAGCAGCACAGCGUCGUCCUCGUGCGAGGCGGUAGGGCCCAGGAUUGUCCCGGUGUGAGGUAUCAUCUCGUUCGUGGUGCACUCGAUCUGGGCGGUGUUGCUAGCCGAGCUACCAGCAGGAGUAAAUACGGAACCAAGAAGCCCAAGAAGGCUACCGUGGGUUAA
Molecule: messenger RNA, 567 nt
Organism: Geosmithia morbida
Lineage: Eukaryota; Fungi; Ascomycota; Sordariomycetes; Hypocreales; Bionectriaceae
Product: small subunit ribosomal protein S12
Exons: 2
Coding region: 1-567 (188 amino acids)
Biological process (GO): translation
Cellular component (GO): ribosome; small ribosomal subunit
Molecular function (GO): structural constituent of ribosome
Source: RefSeq, a predicted model, not a curated record